Messenger RNA from Synchiropus splendidus (mandarinfish), 2259 nucleotides. Its product is annotated as flavin-containing monooxygenase 5-like. The coding region runs from base 562 to 2259 and encodes 565 amino acids. The transcript has 10 exons. Gene Ontology annotation, molecular function: NADP binding; flavin adenine dinucleotide binding; N,N-dimethylaniline monooxygenase activity. The record is from RefSeq and is a predicted model, not a curated record. NCBI's taxonomy places the organism in Eukaryota, Metazoa, Chordata, Actinopteri, Syngnathiformes, Callionymidae.
UCUUCUCCUGGACCACUGAUGUUCUCAAUUAUGUCUAUUUCUUACAUACUUCAUCAAACUGUUUAUUUCCAUAUCAGACUCUCUGUGCUCCACAAACCCCACGCAAUUGGGUUCCACUUUGUGCAGAUUCUCCCACUGGUUUUAAUAUUUAACUCCCACAUGCUUCUGUGUAUGUGUAACUUUCUUGUUGUGCUAUAGGCAUAUUUGAGAGAGUUUAUGUUUGAGUACUGUACAUCACUUCUAUUUAUUUAGCAACACUAACACUAUGGUUAGUCUUGCUAACUUGGACUGAAGAGAUCAGGCUAAAAUCAACUGAGUGGCUCAUGUCAUUUCCCCAUCCCUGAACUCAGAGAGCCUUCUAUCUCUGAUUAAAUCCUGAGGGAGGUGUCGACAUCCUCUGAAGAGAUCAUCAACUCAGCCAGGGUCUUUGUCCUCUCAGAAACACAACUGAGUGUCUGUAGAUAAAAUCGGCUUGGCUCAAUUUUCCAUGCUCUCUGGAGACCAGAUGUGAGUCAGCAGAGGUGAUCACAGCAAAGACCUUGAUUUAGCACCAGUGCAACCAUGGUCCAGAGGGUGGCAGUGAUCGGAGCAGGGCCUUCAGGUCUGACCAGCAUUAAAGCCUGUUUGGAUGAAGGUUUGGAGCCAACCUGCUUUGAAAGCAGCCAAGCCAUCGGAGGGUUGUGGAGAUUUAAGGAGACCCCAGAGCUGGGUAGAGCAAACAUCUAUCCAUCUGUGAUCAUCAACAGUUCCAAAGAGAUAACUUCAUUCAGUGACUUCCCUCCUCCGGCUGAAUUUCCAAACCACAUGCUCCACUCUGAGGUUCUCCUGUAUCUGCAGCUUUACGCUCAGGCCUUCAAACUGCUGCAAUACAUCAACUUUGAGACCACUGUCGUCACUGUGAGGCAGGUCCAGGGUUUUGCUGUGAAAGGACAGUGGGAGGUUGAGACUGAAAGUAGAGAUGGUCAGAGGAGGAUUCAAGUGUUUGAUGCAGUGAUGGUUUGCACCGGUCACUACACAAAACCCCAUCUACCUCUCCAGGACUUCCCAGGUUUCCAAGCUCUCUAUUUCAUUACUAAUGUUUUCAAUUCAGGUAUUGCAGAGUUUCCUGGAAAAUAUUUCCACAGUUGGGAAUAUUGCAAUGCUAAGGGUCUGGAUGGGAAAACGGUGGUGGUGAUCGGUGUCGGGAACUCUGGAAGUGACAUUGCUGUGGACAUUAGUCGGGUGGCUGAGAAGGUGUACCUGAGUACGCGGAGUGGAGCCUGGCUGGUCAGCCGUGUUGGACCAGGCGGUAUACCAGCUGACUUGAUUGGAACCUCUCGCAUGCACAUGAUGAUCAAGAGGCUUUUUCCAUCUCAAGUUGAAAAGAUGGUGGAGAACAAGCUCAACCAAACAUUAGACCACAGUCUCUAUGGACUGAAACCAAAACAUGGUUUCUUUGACCAGAUUCCUGUCGUGAAUGACGAGCUGCCAGCACGAAUUAUUUCAGGCCGUGUUCAGGUGAAGCCAAAUGUGAAGCGCUUCUGUGGCUCCGCUGUCGUCUUUGAUGAUGGAAGUAUUUUGGAUAAAGUAGAUGUGGUGGUGUUUGCCACAGGUUACAACUACAGCUUCCCUUUCUUGCCGUCAGCUCUCCAAGCUAAAUGUGGUCACCGUCUGUGUCUCUACAAACACGUCUUUCACCCAACGCUGACCAAACCGACCUUGGCCGUGGUGGGAUUCAUCCACGGUCUUGGAGCCAUCAACCCACUGGCUGAGAUGCAGGCUCGAUGGGCCACCAGAGUUUUUAAAGGAUUAACGACUGUACCAUCCAAGGAAGCCAUGAUGGAAGAGAUCGAGAGGGAUACAGCCACCAUGCAUCAGAAAUUUGCCUGCUCUGAGCGCAACCCCCUCCAGGUGGAGUACAUCCCAUAUCUGGACUCCCUGGCCGAGCUUGUGGGAGCAAGGCCAAAUGUGCUAAGGCUCUUGCUGAGGGACCCAAAACUGGCUCUGCAAGUUCUGCUCGGACCCUGCACCCCUUAUCAGUACCGUCUUACUGGACCUGGCCAGUGGCCAGGAGCCCGAGAGGCCAUCUUGACUCAGUGGGACCGAGUGCUAAAACCCUUUAGAACCAGAGUAGUGUCAGAACCAGAGAGCAACGGCGGCUCAACUAGGCCGAGAAUGUUAAUGAUUUUUGCAGCUGCGAUUUUCCUCUGCUGUGUCUACAAGAAACAGAAAAGCAUGUCUUUGCUCUCACAUCUGCCAAAUAUUAAAGCAAUGUGGUGA